AUGAACUUUGCAGUAGCUGGGAUUCCUGUGCCCAAAGAAGCGUUGCAGCAGCCAUUUAAUCUGCCGGGUUUCAAGCUGCUGACUGUUCUGCACGAGCACUAUAAUGUAAACGCCGAGCUCGAAAAUAUCACAGUGUAUCAUGGCGCGAUGAUCUGCCUUGCGGAGACGGAGCUUCACCCCACAUCGGUAGAGGUCAUUGGCCCAUACGGCAUCGAGGAGCACAAGGCUUCGUGCAAGAGGAUGAAGCACUUGGAUGCGUUUAUGCCAGCAGACACCAAAGAUAGAUUGGCCAGCGCGUUCGAGACGUACACGGGUCGCAAGCCAGAUGCUGUGCCUGGGUUCUGGGUUGUGUGCGCCACAUUUGAGUAUCUUGUGGAACUGUGCACAGUUUGGUCUUUGGGGACAUAUGAUAGCAUUGUUGAUGGAGACAACUGUCACAACGUCUGCUUCACUGUGGAGGAGGACGCUGACGGUAGCUCUGACAGCAGCUCUGACAGCAAGGAUGAGUGA
Messenger RNA from Linnemannia hyalina, 510 nucleotides. Lineage: Eukaryota; Fungi; Mortierellomycota; Mortierellomycetes; Mortierellales; Mortierellaceae. The record is from the annotation of a GenBank genome assembly.